GCAGGAUUUACUUUAUUUAAUUACAGUGAUUGCUGCGACAAUUAAUUAACUAAUUAAUUAAUUACGUUUUCCGAUUUAAUUACAAAUCAUGCCACGGCCGUUCAACUCCUCGUUCCAGCUGCUGGAGAUCAACCUGAUCUCGGCGCAGGACCUGACGCCGGCGUCGAAGGCAAUGCGGACGUUCGCCGUCGCGUGGGUCAACCCGCAGAGGAAGCUGACGACACGUGUCGACCAGAACGGCCACACCAAUCCGACGUGGAACGAGAAGUUCGUCUUCCGAGUCGACGAAGACUUCCUCCGUGACGACACCUCGAAGAUCAUGAUUGAGAUCUACGCCUCCGCGUGGCUCCGCGACGUCCUGAUCGGAACCGCCGCGGUGGUGGUGAACAAUUUGCAGAACAAGUCGAAAAUGCGAUUCAUGGCGAUCCAGCUCCGCCGCCCCUCCGGCCGCCCGCAGGGGAUUCUGAACAUCGGGCUCGGCCUCCUGGAUAGCACAAUGCGGAGCAUGCCGCUCUACAGCGAGCUCAGCUCCUCCGCCGUCGGAUACUGGGAUCUGAUGGAGGGAAAAACCGGCAACCACCAAAAGAGCAACGGUUCCAAUUCGAAGGACCAAGACAAAUUCAUCAUCUUCCAACGAUCUCAGAGCGAUCGGACGGGUAGCGAUUACGGAUUCUCGAAAUCCAGGCCUGCAUCCUCCAUCUGCGACGGCGUCACAAAAAGCAGGCCGCCGAGCUCCAUCUGCAACGCCGCCGCAUACAAGCCCAAACAUCAAGCCUCCUUCUGCAAUAGCUCGAUUGUGAACGGAUCUGAGGUCAGCACCGUGCAAAAGAAGGGGAAUGUGAACGGGUCUCUCUGCUCCGACGUCGGACCCUCGCCGUCUGUGGUUGCGGCGGCGAUCGCCAAGGGAAUCUAUCCGUUGCCGUACACCGGGCCCCGCGCGCAGCCGGCCAAUGAUGCCGGGAGCUCGUUGCUUGACGAAUGGACGGACCAAGACAGCGUGGAAGGGUUAAAGACCAAGAUCGAACGUUGGCGGACGGAGCUGCCGCCGGUGUACGACUGCGCCAAGAACGCUGCCAAGAGCUCCCAAAAUCAGAAGCUACUCCAAUCGUCGCACCGCCGGCCCAGCAGUCAGAAGACGCGGCGGAGACGCGGCAGCGGCCGGGGAUUGUUCUCCUGCUUCGCAUUGGGUUGCGAGAUCUCGAUCUCUUGCGGAGGCAAGCCGAAGAAGAAGAAGAGCGGGAAGGUCCACCUCGACGACGACUCGUACUUACAGUAGACGAACAGCUCAAAACGCCGCCGUUUCCUUAAUUUUUCUUGGGCGGGGGCGGGGACGAGAUAAAAAACGACACUGAUUUUAUUGACGUUGAUGCUGCUGAUUGCAUGUUCGGCAAAGCUAAGCCGCGCGGAGGUAGAUUUUACGCAUGAGAAUUUGUUGAUAGCUUACGGGAUUGAAUGUCGUUUUUUACAUUUGAAAUUAAGAUUUGUAAUUAUUUUGGAGUUGAUGAAUUGGAUGAACGUUGGGUCGUU
Molecule: messenger RNA, 1527 nt
Organism: Malus domestica (apple)
Lineage: Eukaryota; Viridiplantae; Streptophyta; Magnoliopsida; Rosales; Rosaceae
Biological process (GO): defense response
Source: RefSeq, a predicted model, not a curated record